AAUGAAACUUCUGUUUGCAAAGUCCCACUAUAAGGUCCAUAUCUACAGAUAUUUUUUGAGCUGAUCAUUUAUAUAAGUGCUCCACCAAAAGCUUGAAGUGAUCAUAUUAUCCUUUAAUUUGUGUUGUUGUAAUUUCAACCAUGGAAGCUCCAUCAAAGUCACAGUUGCCAAGAAGUACUGGAGGCUGGGUCACCUUCCCCUUCAUCAUAGCGAGCUCAGUGGGGUUGACCCUAGCAUUUGGAGGUUGGACAAGCAAUCUUAUUGUGUAUCUGAUAAAGGAAUUUGAUGUGGAAAGUAUUGAUGCAGCUCAAAUAUCAAAUUUAGUUAAUGGUGCUGGAGGCUUACUUCCCGUCCUUGCUGCAAUUAUUGCCGAUUCAUUUCUUGGUUGCUUCUCCACCAUUUGGAUUUCAUCCAUCAUCACAUUAUUGGGCACAAUCCUUUUAGCAUCAACAGCGACACUUGAUGCAUUGAGGCCUAAACCCUGUGAAGUUGGUUCAACCUCAUGUAGCCCUAAAUCAAGAAUUCAACAUGUAGUGCUCUAUGCAGCCAUAGUUCUAGCAACAUUGGGGUAUGGUGGUACCCGAUCAACCCUAUCGACGAUUGGAGCCGAUCAACUAGCUAAUAAACCAAAGGAUCAAGGGAUUUUCUUUAAUUGGUUCUUCUUCUUUUGGUAUUCUGCUUCUGUAGUAGCAUCCACAGCUAUUGUUUACGUUGAAGAUAAUGUGAGUUGGAAGGCUGGAUUUUUCAUAUGUGUUGCGUGUAAUGUUGUUGCUUUAGUCAUUUUCCUAAUGGGAAGCAGAUUUUAUGCCAAGUUUAAGCCUCAAGGGAGUCCGUUCACUAGUUUGGCUCGUGUUGUGGUUGCAAGUAUUAGGAAAAGACAAGUUGCACUCCCAUCGACUAGUGAGGAUUUCUACCAAGGACAUAAUAUAGUACCCAAAGCAUUACCUGUUGUACCUUCGAAGACGUUCAGGUUCUUGGACCGUGCCGCCAUUGUAAGUGAUGGAGAUGUUAAACCAGAUGGCUCAAUAGCUAUGCGUUGGAGACUUUGUUCAGUACAAGAAGUUGAAGAUUUCAAAUCCUUAAUUAGAAUCUUACCACUAUGGUCAAGUAGCUUUUUUCUUGGCACACCAAUUGGCGUACAAGCAAGUUUGUCAAUCCUUCAAGCCUUAGCAAUGAACCGUCACAUAGGACCCAAUUUCCAAAUCCCAGCUGGUUCCAUACUCGUCUUCGUCCUCGUAUCUACUGCUCUAUUCCUCGCCCUGUUCGACAAAUUUCUCAUUCCCACGUGGAGGAUUUUGACUGGCAAAUCACUUACACCACUCCAGAGAAUAGGCGUUGGACACGUGCUUAAUUUUUUAAGCAUGGGUGUCUCAGCCUUAGUCGAGUCAAAGAGGCUAAAUGUAGCAAAAUCCAAUCAAGGUUCCAACGAUGUGCCUAUGUCAGUAUUAUGGCUUGUGCCACAAUUAGCACUUGUUGGCAUUGCGGAGGCGUUUCAUUAUCCGGGACAAGUAUCGUUGUACUACCAAGAGUUCCCAAUAACCUUAAAGAAUAUGGCGACCGCGAUGAUUUCAGUGCUUGUAGGUAUAGCAUUUUACUUGGCAACUGCUCUAAUUGAUAUUGUUAGAAAGACAACAACAUGGUUACCAGGUAACAUAAAUAAUGGAAGGCUGGACAAUGUGUACUGGGUAUUGGUUGUAGGGGGAGUUGUUAACUUUUGUUACUAUGUAACAUGUGCUUGGUAUUACAAGUAUCAAAACACGAAGGAAGUGGAUUAUAGUGAUUCUCCUUCUGAAGAGUGAUGCACGGGUCAAAAAGAAAAGAAAAUGGAUGGUCAUAAUUAUUGACCAUGCUACAUAUGUAAGGAGGUGAUUUUCUAAGGCCAAGUGCAAAAUUGAGAAGAAUGUACUCAUUUAUAUGUAUCUUGAUUGUCUAGAAUAAUAAGUAUUUUAGACAAAUAAAUGACGAAGGUAAACCUCCUA
Messenger RNA from Capsicum annuum, 1979 nucleotides. RefSeq names its product protein NRT1/ PTR FAMILY 2.7. The record is from RefSeq and is a predicted model, not a curated record. The transcript has 4 exons. Lineage: Eukaryota; Viridiplantae; Streptophyta; Magnoliopsida; Solanales; Solanaceae. Gene Ontology annotation, biological process: oligopeptide transport; transmembrane transport. Gene Ontology annotation, cellular component: plasma membrane. Gene Ontology annotation, molecular function: transmembrane transporter activity. Bases 141 to 1799 code for a protein of 552 amino acids.